AUGUCAUCGAAAUCAUCGGCUAAGAAGAAACAGGCUCCGACAGCUGACCCAUCAUCUCAAUCAACCACCAAGAAGGUAAAAAUUCCCAAAUCAUUCAUCGUUCGUCCGCACUUAUCAUCUACUAAACUCAAGACCAUAGCCAAUGUCUACUUGAAUCUGGAAGUUUUUGAAGCUUUAGAGUUGAAACCAAAAGACUUUGUGUAUGUGAAUCAACUCAAUGGGCUGCCCGGUGUAAUAGCUGUUGCUGUACCGUCUGACGAUAUAUCAAGGAAGAAUGUUGUCGCUCUAUCGCAUAGCUAUAGACAACUCAGUGGUUUGCUUUUAGGAGAUAGAGUCAACAUUGAGAAAUUCAAUGGACAGCCACCUUAUGCUCUGACAGUGACCAUACAUGGAGAUAGCGAAUCAAUACCUGUCUUGGAAGACGUUGGGUUAAUUUAUCCAGGUUUGCAGAUUGGCAACGGCGACAACAAACUCACAGUGAUAGACGUACAAGGUGAUAUAGACGCCAGGUUGAACAAAUUGUCUAUAUCUGACGAAGACAACGGCCCGAUACGAACAGUUUCGCCCGCAUACAUCUACACACCACAAGCUACAAUCGAGAAAACUGACGAAACAUCUCCCUCCAUUACGAAAUAUCCACUUUUACCGCGUCCACCUUGCUUUUCACAAGUGGGCGGGCUUGCAAAGCAAAUCAGCCUACUCAAGUCAAACAUUGGACUUCCCUUGCAUAACCCUACGCUAUUUUCUGAUUUCGGCAUUUCACCUCCCAGAGGUAUAUUGCUCCAUGGCCCACCAGGAACUGGAAAGACAAUGCUUCUUCGAAGCGCCGCAAACGAUAUAGAUGCACACGUUUUGACAAUAAAUGGUCCUUCCAUUGUCUCCAAGUACUUGGGAGAAACUGAGGGUGCAAUUCGUGAGAUAUUUGAAGAGGCUUCACAAUUUCAACCAUCGAUUAUCUUGAUGGAUGAGAUUGACUCGCUUGCUCCAUCGCGUAAUUCGGACGAUUCUGGAGAGACAGAAAGUCGUGUUGUUGCUACACUAUUGACGAUGAUGGAUGGAAUGGAUAACAGCGGGCGGAUAGUCGUUGUUGGUGCUACAAAUCGACCAAAUGCAAUCGACAUAGCUUUGCGUCGACCUGGUCGAUUUGAUCAAGAAAUUGAAAUCGGUAUCCCCGAUGUUGAGGCAAGACAAGAUAUCCUACAGAAACAGUUUGAUAAAAUGAACAAGGAAAAAUACGAUUUAACUGAGGAGGACAUCGCGCUUGUGGCAACAAAGACUCACGGUUACGUUGGGGCUGACUUGACAGCUUUGUGCCGAGAGGCGGUAAUGAAAGCUAUCAAUAGAGGAUUGGCUAGUGGUGUAGUACUGCAAAAGGAUAUCAAAAUGAAUUUGAACGAUGUGCUUGAAGCUUUAGGUGAAGUAAGACCUUCUGCUAUGCGAGAAAUUUUCUUGGAAAUGCCAAAGGUGUACUGGUCUGAUAUUGGUGGACAAGAGGACUUGAAGAGAAAACUCGUUGAAGUCGUCCAGCUACCGUUGGAAGCGUCAGCGUCAUUUGCAAAAUUAGGUGUUAGUGCCCCCAAGGGAGUGCUUCUAUAUGGUCCGCCUGGCUGUUCCAAGACCCUAACAGCAAAGGCACUUGCAACUGAAUCAGGACUCAAUUUUUUGGCAAUCAAAGGUCCAGAAAUCUUCAACAAAUACGUGGGUGAAAGUGAACGAACAAUUCGGGAAGUUUUCCGCAAAGCUCGUGCAGCUGCUCCAUCGAUUAUAUUCUUGGAUGAAAUCGACGCCAUUGCCAGUGACCGCGAUGGCGAUGGCGAUGGCGAUGGAGGAGGAACCACUGCCUCGAAAAAUGUCUUGACUUCAUUGUUGAACGAGAUUGACGGUGUGGAGGAGUUGAAAGGGGUUGUCAUUGUUGGUGCCACUAAUAAACCAGCAGAUAUAGAUGCGGCAUUGCUCAGACCUGGUAGGUUGGACAGACACAUAUACGUGGCUCCGCCGAAUUAUGAAGCGAGAUUGCAAAUAUUGACCAAAUGCUGUCGUAAAUUUGAUUUAGUUGACGUUGAUUUGUCACAAUAUGCUAAACUCACUGAGGGUUGUUCAGGUGCUGAAGUCACGUUGUUAUGUCAAGAGGCGGGGUUGAAUGCAAUCAUGGAAGAUCGCAAUGCGCAACAUGUUGAAAACAGACAUUUUGAACAUGCUUUACGAGAAAUCACUCGUGGUAUUACACCAGAGAUGUUGCUGUAUUACGAACAGUUUUCUAAAAGGGCAGGAUUAAAUCUAUAG
Lodderomyces theae is the source of this 2283-nucleotide messenger RNA. RefSeq names its product AAA family ATPase. The coding region runs from base 1 to 2283 and encodes 760 amino acids. Gene Ontology annotation, cellular component: cytoplasm. NCBI's taxonomy places the organism in Eukaryota, Fungi, Ascomycota, Pichiomycetes, Serinales, Debaryomycetaceae. Gene Ontology annotation, molecular function: ATP hydrolysis activity; ATP binding. The record is from RefSeq and is a predicted model, not a curated record. The transcript has a single exon.